AUGGCUGUUCCAGCUGACAAGAGCCCGAUGGAUGACUCCCACUUCGCUGACGCUGAGAAGGAACUCUCCAAUGACAAACUGGCUGGGUUUGAGGACCCAGACGCGGGCCUGAGCGAGGAGGAGAGAGCGAAGCUGGUUUGUAACCCUAGCAUUGUCACAUGCAGUCCUGCUGCAGAAACUCAGCGUAAUGCAAUAAAAUGCACUACCAAUGCAGGUACUAACUCCCGAUUUACCCUGCCAGGAUCGCCAGCUGCGUUUUGGAAAAAAAGAACAAAUAUUGGCAAUGCGAAGAUCGACGGCCUCGAUAAGGACCUGAAGAUGAGUCCAAAUGAAUAUAACAACACCUUGACCAUUUUCUUCGCAUCAUACGCAGUCUUCGAGCCCUUGACCAACGUCUUGCUCAAGCGACUGCGCCCGAGUAUAUUUAUCCCAAGUAUUAUGAUUGCAUGGGUGCGUACGCCUUCUGAACCCUCCUCCCGGCAGCGACGUAUCGAGUCAGUCUCUGAUGGAUAUUGGCGAUUUCAGGGUAUCUGCAUGACCCUGAUGGGCGUUGUGCAUAAUUACGCCGGCUUGAUGGCCGUCCGGUUCUUUCUAGGUCUAUGCGAAGCUGGUCUGUUCCCAGGCGUGGGCUACUUCCUCUCGUGCUGGUACAAGCGAUCCGAAUUCGGGGUGCGCUUCGCUAUAUUCUUCUCUGCAGCUGCACUGGCCGGCUCUUUUGGUGGGUUGCUUGCCGCCGCGAUCUCCAAAAUGGACGGCAUCGGGGGUAAGGCAGGCUGGGCGUGGAUCUUCAUUCUGGAAGGACUGGCCACCUUCGUGAUUGGCGUAGCCUCCUUUUGGUGCGUCUAUGAUUUUCCUGAUCAGGCGAAGUUCUUAUCACCGGACGACCGGGCUCGCGUCCUUCGACGCUUAGCGCUCGAUCAGCAGUCCAGUGCAGAGCAUGAGGAAUUCAAGAUGAAGUACCUUUGGGCCAGUCUGAAGGAUUGGAAAACUUACACGGGAGCAAUCAUCUACAUGGGCGCAGACGGGGCUCUUUACGCCUUCUCGCUCUUUACUCCCACGAUCAUCAACGAACUGCACAACUUCUCAGCGUCCCCCCCCUAUGCCGCUGCUGCGAUCCUCACCGUCACUGUCGGGUUCAUCGCAGACCGCACCCGACAACGUGGUAUUUGCAACAUUCUUGUAUCAUUGAUUGGCAUUGUAGGCUUUUGCAUGUUGAUUGGCUGUGAGUCUGCCGGAGCGCGCUAUGCAGGGACCUUCCUAGGUGCCAUGGGCAUUUAUCCGGCGAUUGCCAACACCAUCUCUUGGUCUAGUAACAAUAUAGAAGGCAAGUUGCCAUGGAACACCAUCCGCUGCGUUGGCUAA
Molecule: messenger RNA, 1362 nt
Organism: Penicillium chermesinum
Lineage: Eukaryota; Fungi; Ascomycota; Eurotiomycetes; Eurotiales; Aspergillaceae
Product: Major facilitator superfamily domain general substrate transporter
Exons: 3
Coding region: 1-1362 (453 amino acids)
Biological process (GO): transmembrane transport
Cellular component (GO): membrane
Molecular function (GO): transmembrane transporter activity
Source: RefSeq, a predicted model, not a curated record